Messenger RNA from Nicotiana attenuata, 841 nucleotides. RefSeq lists its product as uncharacterized. The transcript has a single exon. The record is from RefSeq and is a predicted model, not a curated record. Bases 384 to 827 code for a protein of 147 amino acids. Lineage: Eukaryota; Viridiplantae; Streptophyta; Magnoliopsida; Solanales; Solanaceae.
ACUUCUAAAUUAGAUACUCCAUUUUGACGAGGAAUUAAAAAAAAAAUAAAAAAAAGGAAAACAGAAGAAAGCGAAAAGUAAGACAGAUGGACCCACGUCAAUCAAUCGUCAAAACAGCCGGAAUCCGCAUGCAUCUCUUCGGAAACUUACUUUUCCCUUUUCCAGUUCCGUUUUGUUUUACUGUUCUCUACGAACCCUUCUUUAACUUCCCAUAGAAGUUUUCCUGCUUCCAAAAUCUCAGUUUUCAAACAAAAUUCUCCGUUUCGGCACUCUUGUUAACUGUUAUUUUACGCUAAAUUCUGAGUUUUCCCCCUCUCUGUACUGUAUUAACUGUUAAAUAUCUGUCUUUUUUUGUUUGUUUGUAUGUAUGUUGGUGAAGCAAUAUGGGUGUACUGGAAAAGAUAUCGGAAGCAUUGCAUAACAAUGAGGAGAAAACGGUGGAGUUAAGUCAAAAAAUAUUUAAGUUAAUUUCGGAAUGGGCAACUCUUGAGAAGGACUUAAAUUUAUCCAGCAAGUGUUUGAAGGAAUGCUUCAAUGAGAUGGAAUCCAAGGAGAUGCAUUUAGGAUCAGUUCAAGAAUCAGUGGCGGAGAGCUUGAAGGAACUCAAUGCUAUUAGGGAAUCAGUCGAACUAAAACGCGAAGAAGUUGAGAGGAAAGAGGAGGAAUUGGAGUUGAAGUGGAAGGAUUUGAGUUUGGCACGAAAAGGGUUUGCUGAGACUGUGAAGUUAAGGGAGGAGAAGCUGAAUGAUCAGGAGAAGGUGGUGGAAAGGCUUUGGGAUGAGGUUGAAUUCGAGCGGAAACAAACAGGCGUGUGGAGGAAAAAUUAAUUCAAAUUAGGUUG